Molecule: messenger RNA, 2083 nt
Organism: Bolinopsis microptera
Lineage: Eukaryota; Metazoa; Ctenophora; Tentaculata; Lobata; Bolinopsidae
Product: adhesion G protein-coupled receptor E5-like
Exons: 16
Coding region: 71-2014 (647 amino acids)
Biological process (GO): adenylate cyclase-activating G protein-coupled receptor signaling pathway; cell surface receptor signaling pathway
Cellular component (GO): plasma membrane
Molecular function (GO): G protein-coupled receptor activity
Source: RefSeq, a predicted model, not a curated record
GCUCCUGGUUCACAGCUCAAUAAAGUGAAUGGAGCGUGUGAGUUAUGUGCAAUAGGGGAGUAUCGUGGAAAUGGAUCGGGCUCAGAAUGUUUAUCAUGUGACAGUUCACAAUCUCAGUACGCACCAAACAGAGGUAGUACAGAGUGUUACUCCUGUGAUAAUGGACAUGUUGAAGUUGAGAAUCAGACCUGCACUCCUUGUCCUCCAGGAAAGAAAGCCAAUAAUGAUGGGAAGACAUGUGAUGAGUGUGGCGCUGGAAACUACUUUGAUGAAACUGAUGCGGAAUGCAGGGACUGUGAGGGUUACAAGUACUCGUUACCUGGUUUUAGUAAAUGUUACUUCUGUCAAGCUGGAUAUGAAGUCACUGAUGAUAAAAGUGGGUGUAGUGCGUGUCCUCCAGGACAAUACAACGACAAGCCUCAAGAAAGUAGAUGUAAACCAUGUGAAGGUGAUGAGCUUACAACCAACCUUCACGGUCAAACUCAAUGCAACGUUACUAUCGAUUAUCAUUGAAACUGAGGAGAGCAUCGAGCAACUGAGGAACGAAACCAUGAAAACAGAAGAGGUUUCCCCAAGGGAUAUCGAAACAGUUAUUAAAAAGAUGACGGAUGAAAAGGUCGAGACUGUCUUUAGCAGCGUUACUGACACAACAGACGUCUUCUUGGUACAAAAUGCUGCUGAUGCCAAUACAACCAUCGGAGAUUCUAACAUUCGUAUAACUGUUAACCAAAAUAGCAACAUCAAGAAUCUAGCAGCUCUUAUUUACAAGGACAACACUGCUUUUCAGCCACCACCAAAUCCAACCAGAGGAAGUUCUACCAUUGCAGGAAAGGUUGUAGGACUGCAGCAUACAAAACGUGCUACAAACUCCACGGAUAUAUCCUUUAGGAUGAAGUUUGACUUCGUGGAUAUCAGAAAACCAGAGAAAAAACUCAGACAGAGGGUGAUAAAGGAGUGUAGAUACUAUGAGACAACCAGCAACAAGUGGUCACCAACAGGGUGUACUACAAGAGUGACAGAGGACGGGUCUGUAGAGUAUGAGUGUGAUCACAUGACCAGUUUCGCUGUUAUCAUGACGUUAACGAACAAGUCGAGCGUAGCUGAAGACGGUGUUUCACGAACUUUAUUGGGUUUAAGCCUAUCGUGCUUGCUUCUGGCAGUUUCAGCGAUCUUACCUAACAAGGCAAUUUUGUCGAUGUUUCCGAACUGGAUCCAUCUUAUGCUAAUGUUAUCUCUCAUUCCCUCUAUUAUCUGCUUCCUCUUGAUAGACAUCGUUGCAGAUACCGAGGGUAAUCCGAGCACAUCAUGUUCAACUAUUGCGUUUCUACUGAACUACUUUUGGCUAUGUCAGUUGAACUGGAUGGUUAUAGAAGCGGUAACCUUGUACAAAGCAGUAGUGCAAGUAUUUAACACUUACAUUAGAGCAGCAAAGCUGAAGUACUGUAUUAUUGGCUGGGGCCUUCCUCUUAUCUUUCCUAUACUGGGAUUUGUUUGGGGUGGUAAACAGUUCGUUAACCCAGAAACAUGCUUUGUGAGGAAAUCCUUCGGACUCGUCACUUUCUAUGCUCCCAUGGCAUUUGGGAUUAUGGUAAAUUGGAUAUUGUUUUUCUUCAUCAUUCGAGCUGUUUUUAAAGCCACGACGGCCAGAGCUGAACAAACGGAAAUGACAAAAGUAAAAAUGAGAGUGAGACAGCUUAGGUCCGCGUUAUUUGUUACAACCUUGUUGGGACUGGGCUGGAUUGUUGGGUUCUUCCUCCUGGUAGACAGUACGGACAGUGAUUUGUCACAAAUCAUCAGAUGGACUUUUAUUUUAGUGAACACCCCACAGGGUGUGUUCAUAUUCAUAUUUCACGUUCUGCUAAAGGAGGAUGUAAAAACGUUCUGGGUGCAUGUUUACAAAUUGAUGGUUCGAGAGAGCAGAGCGUGGAGUUUUGACCGGUUACAAUCAGAUGAGAGAGACAAUAAGAAUCAACCAGCAGAUGAGACUGAUCAAACAUCAGAAAACGAAUGUUAAUAAAGGUGUAAAAGAUGGUGUAAAGAAACGGAACAAAAACGAGUUUAGUCGGGAGCUAAAUAAAUUUGU